UCAACCUUUUUAAAAAAACUGAGCCAACCUGUUGAGCGUAAGUGAAAAAAGGGUGUCGGCAUCUCCGAUUCAGUUAGUAGAGAAUAGGCUGGUCUUAUAUGACAUUCGGUUACCACUCUGCACAAACACCUCGCUUUCCUUGUGCCUUUUAGAGGUAGUCUCUGUUGAGUCAUGGCAAAGAUCACAGCCCUGGUCCUGGUUACCUUUUUGUCCCUUGUUUAUGCUGAGGAAAACCAAGCUGAAGAAGAGGACCCCUUCACUUUUGACUACCACAGGCUCCGUGUGGGGGGUCUGAUCCUGGCCGCUGUGCUAUGCUUGAUUGGCAUCACUAUUCUGCUGAGUGGACACUGCAGGUGCAAGUUCAACCAGGACAAAAGGAGGAGAACAGGAAGUGGUGCUGCUGGCCAGCAGAUGCUCAACGAUGCAGCACGGGCCAGUGAAUGCUAAGAGCCAAUCAGAGGACCACAUGAGCGCUGACAUAAUCUGCAACGAUAAUUGACCAAAUGGACAGGGGUUUAGGACAUAGAAAGGGAGAGUGGGUAGAGUGGGUUCUUCCUUGCAUUGGCUAAUGCUUAGAAGAUGCUGAUUGGAUAAUGGUAUGGAGGGGGAGUGGGGCUUCAUACUCCAGGGGAAGUUGAAGUAAAUGGAGACACAACCAAUGCACCUGCACCGUCCGGCUCUCAGGCUAUAACCUCUGUGGGACCUGGAGCGCAAGUCAUCCUUUCAAAGCUGUAAUGUUUUCAUUUCUGAUUUUUAAAAUUUUUUUUAUUUAGACUGACACCCCUUCAAAGAGCCGUUUCCUGACAACUACAUCCGUUGAUUUCGGUAUAUAUAUAUAUAUAUUUUUUUUUUAAUUUCUUUUUCUAUUUUAAAAUCAAGAUGCUAAGGCAGAAGUGUACCGUCAGCUUGUCAGUCUGUUUAUAAGCAGAAGUGUGCAGAAGUGCAUUUAUCAUUGCCUUAUUUUGUAGAAAAGCUCGUAAUCCAUUUUUGUCAGAAUGAUUCGGUAGUUGAAUAAUUGAAUGCUCUCGGUACAUACGCAGCGCCAGUAAUUAAGAAAUGUUUUUAUGUCGUGAGUGUUAUUGUUCCCUCUGAUUAAUUAUUUAUACAAAUAAUAUUUGAAUGGAAUUUGAAGGUCUGAAAAUGUUUAUUUGAAUUUUAGCACCCCCCUACACACACACGCGUGCACACGCACCUUUCACUGGCUUUAUUGCAGUAAUGAGGUUGUAUUACAGUAAUGAUACUAUUAGAUGUUGUUUUAAUACUGCAAACUUUAGUUUUUUGACGCCUUAACCACAAAUACAAACAAGGCAAGGAAAACUCUCCCUAUUAAACCGUUUGCUGUACGAGAAAAUAAAUGUAUGUACUCACAAGCUUUUUAUUAACACUGUGUGUCAUUCUGUUAACUUGGUCACUAUACCAAAGGUGGUCAAAGUUAUGUUCAAAGCAAAUAUUAGGGUUUUUUUUUUUGUUCCACAGCCCUACUUGCGUGAGCUGAAAAUGAGUUUUUUCCACAUAUUUCUGUCAUUUUAUGCCACCUUUUUCAGCUACCAUGAGAACAACUCCGAUGUGUAUUUGUGUGAUGUGUCAUAAAUGUAAUUGAAGUUAAACAUGUUCUGAAAGUGCAGAGUUUUAAUAUUUCGCCUUUUUCCCAUGGACAGUGUAUUUAAGUUCUCUUUCCAAAUCUUCCCAAUCGAUGCUAUCUUGAACUUGAUGAAAGAUUGAGUGUCCUGCACAGUUGGGCUCAGUUUAAUUUCAGUUCAGCUCAGUUCAGAAAAUUAAUUGAAAUUCACUUCAUGAAUUGAAAAAUCCUCAUGUUCUGCAAGGACUUGUUCAGUUAAUGAACUGAAUUUCAAGUUUGUUUCCUGGAUUCGGUGGGAUUUACCCCAAGCGUGGCGUCACUGCUACUUCAACUAUUAUAAUAAGGGCAGUUUAAGCAAAAGCCACUGACAUCAGAGUUGUACAAAACGGGAUGAGCCAACAAUAAACAGAAGACAGGGAGGGCAGUCUCCACUCCUAUCCGCAUAGGGUAUAGGUCUGAUUUGCUUUUGUCUAAUGCAUGUUUUUUUUUUUUUUUUUGGUUUUUCAGUAUUCUCUACCGCUGUGUUAUUGCUGUCAAGUUUUACAUAUCAUUGGUUUUAUUUGGCUUGUGAGCAAACACUGGUUUGUGUAAAAAAAAAAUGUUUAAGUCUAUAAAACUUUCACUGCGUGACCUUUUCCCACCAACAUACAUUCAAAUGUUUAUACGCUAGUUUUACUUAUGUUAUGAGACAUUAUUUUACUUUUUUGAACACAAUCUCAUGUAACCAGAAUAAUUCAGAACACAUUUGAUUUAUGGUUUUCAUUCUAUGAAAUAUAAUACAUAGAACAGGUGUCACUGAGCACAUUAGCUGGAUGUGAUGAUGCAGUAGUAUAAGCUGUGUUGUUAAAAAAAAUACACUGAAUGUUAUGCUUGCAUAAUAUUAAUUAGUGUCAGACUUUUGAAGCAGUGAGUAUAUACAUAAUGAAUAUUACUGAAUUAAAGAAACUUGUGUCUGAAAACAUGA
This is a messenger RNA of Anguilla anguilla (European eel), 2543 nucleotides long. RefSeq names its product phospholemman-like. Gene Ontology annotation, cellular component: membrane. Lineage: Eukaryota; Metazoa; Chordata; Actinopteri; Anguilliformes; Anguillidae. The transcript has 8 exons. The record is from RefSeq and is a predicted model, not a curated record. Gene Ontology annotation, biological process: regulation of sodium ion transmembrane transporter activity. Gene Ontology annotation, molecular function: sodium channel regulator activity. The coding region runs from base 172 to 447 and encodes 91 amino acids.